Molecule: messenger RNA, 1314 nt
Organism: Astyanax mexicanus (Mexican tetra)
Lineage: Eukaryota; Metazoa; Chordata; Actinopteri; Characiformes; Acestrorhamphidae
Gene: psma4
Product: proteasome 20S subunit alpha 4
Exons: 9
Coding region: 411-1196 (261 amino acids)
Biological process (GO): ubiquitin-dependent protein catabolic process
Cellular component (GO): proteasome core complex; nucleus; proteasome core complex, alpha-subunit complex
Source: RefSeq, a predicted model, not a curated record
GUCUCUACUGCGCAGAAUCGGGUAUCAGGAUCGCCAACAUGACGGAAGAUUUUGGCUUCAUUUUCAUUGAAGGAAUGGGAACAGCGACACGGCGUCCAUCUUUUUUUACAGUCUCUGAUAUCAAUAGUAGUCCUCUCGUUUGCAAAUUUAAAGUUCGUGGUUAUCGAUUAUACUUUUGGUUCUCAAAACAUUUGACCCUAUUUUGACGCCAUAGUUAUCUGUGGUCCUCCAGUCCGCUGAGCGGCGCACUGAGCGCGGGUCUGUUAGUGGGAGUGAAGCGCUCGCUGCUCGUCUCUGUGUACUGAGAGAGAUCAGGAACAGCCAGCAGCGCCGCAGUCUGAACGCUAGAAGCUAGAAAUUUGAAGUGUGGGAAAAUCGUGUGGGCAGGAUUCGUAUCUUGAGAGGUCGCAAUGUCUCGAAGAUAUGAUUCAAGAACCACCAUCUUCUCCCCUGAAGGGCGCCUGUAUCAGGUAGAAUAUGCCAUGGAGGCUAUUGGCCACGCAGGUACCUGUUUAGGAAUCCUUGCCAAUGAUGGUGUGCUGCUGGCGGCAGAGAGGAGGAACAUUCACAAGCUGCUGGAUGAAGUGUUCUUUUCAGAGAAGAUCUACAAACUCAACGAAGACAUGGCCUGCAGUGUAGCAGGAAUCACAUCUGAUGCCAAUGUCCUCACUAAUGAACUAAGACUAAUUGCACAAAGGUAUCUACUUCAGUACCAGGAGCCUAUUCCCUGUGAACAGCUGGUUACUGCACUCUGUGACAUCAAACAAGCUUAUACACAGUUUGGAGGUAAAAGGCCUUUUGGUGUGUCUCUGCUGUACAUGGGCUGGGAUAAACACUAUGGCUUCCAACUCUAUCAGAGUGACCCCAGUGGAAACUAUGGAGGCUGGAAGGCUACCUGUAUCGGCAACAACAGUGCAGCUGCUGUGUCGAUGCUGAAGCAGGAUUUUAAAGAGGGUGAGAUGACCCUUUCUUCUGCCCUCGCCUUGGCCGUCAAAGUUCUCAACAAAACCAUGGACGUCAGCAAGCUCUCUGCAGAAAAAGUUGAGAUCGCCACAUUAACACGAGAGAAUGGAAAAACCCGAAUCAAGGUUCUGAAACAGAAGGAGGUGGAAGAGUUGAUCAAGAAGCACGAAGCAGAAGAGGCCAAGGCAGAAAAAGACAAGAAAGAGAAGGAACAGAAAGAGAAAGACAAAUGAGAACCUACACUUCCUCUUUUCUAUUAAAAACAUAAAGUAGCUUUGGAUUCCUGGAUUGUUCCAAUCAGUCUGUCCUUUUGUCUCUUGUUUUCUUUAAUAAACACAAAACACAAGGUAA